AGUACGGUUGUGCUUUGGAUAAUUAUUUUUAUUAUAUUUAUAUAUAUUUGAAGGAAAAAAAUAAAUCUUUAAAAAUUUCAUUAAAAUAAUAAUUGGAAGAAAAAUAUCGUCGAAUUUUUAUUUAUUAGCCGAAAAAAGUACCAACUACCAAACAGAUAACAGUCGACGACGCAAAUAAUUCCUCGUACAGCACAAAAAAAAAUAUCAAAUAUCAACAAAUAGCAAAAACGCGUUUGAUUGUGAAUCACAAGUGAAUAUUUUAUACAGUUUCUAUAAAAAAAACAACGACAAAAAAAACAAUUUUAUAGAAUUUUAUAAAAUACGAAAAAUUUACAAAAAUAAUAAUUAAAAAAGGCAAAAAGUGAAAAUUUAUUUUUUUCACUACACGAUCGAUACGAAUAAAAAAUAAAAUAAUAAUUGUGCAUUGUGUAAAAAAUUGCAACAAAUUAUUAAAUAAAAAAAUUAAUACAAAAAAAUAACAACAAAAUAUUGAAAAAUGUCGACCGCAAUCAUGCAUUCUGGACCAUUUUACGAUUUUGGUGAUUUGAUUUUGAAGAAUCAACCAUCAACCAGAACAACACAAAAUGGUCUCAACUUAAAUUCUGGCUCAACACAAUCGAUUCCAGCUUUAAUUGCCAACACAAAUAGUCAAAUUAACCACCAACAUUUACAGCAGCAAAAGCAACAGCAACAGCAAUACCAACAACAACAAACGCAACAACCUCAAGCACAACCGAACGCUGGAAGCACUGUGACUGCUCAGCAACAGUUGUCGGCAGCGCAACAGCAAAAAAUGUUGCUGCAUAAUGCACUUACGCGCGCCGUUUCACAUCCGGUUGGCGGACAACAAGCCGUACAAUUGCUCACAUCCAUCAGCGAAAUCCUCGGAUCACACAAGAAAUUGGAACGGACACAAUCGGAGCCGUUGCCGCAGUUGAAUACUUCAAGAUACAAGACCGAAUUGUGCCGACCAUACGAAGAAGCUGGCGAAUGCAAAUACGGCGACAAAUGUCAAUUCGCUCACGGCAUCCAAGAACUCCGCAACUUGCAACGUCAUCCCAAAUACAAAACGGAGCUUUGUCGCACGUUCCACAGCGUCGGUUUCUGCCCCUACGGACCCCGCUGUCAUUUCGUGCACAAUGCCGAAGAAGCACGUAACCACAAUCGCAACGUUGCCGCAUACCACGCUCGUCUCGCUGCCCAAAAUGCCGCCGCUGCAACUGCCGCAAUGCACGGAAUGCAAUUACCGUUGUCGCCUCCGCUCAGCAUGAGCACGGGAUCCGAUCGCGCAUCUCCCACAGGCUCCCUCAGCUUGUCGCCCACAAAUUCCAUGGUGAAUUUCUUCCCCGAACAAUCGAGUCCCACGCAACAAACAUUCCAUGCACCGUCGUCAGCUGCCGUUCAGGCAUUCAGUUUCACAGCAAUCAGUCCACCGGCUAGUCCCAUUGCAACGACGCCACCACCGACAAUCGUCGCCGCGAACAAUUCCGCUGCAAACACUGUGAUUGACGAGGCACGUCUUCCAGUCUUUAAUCGAUUAAGUUCCACAAUUGAUGCGUUCACAAAUCUCCAACUGUAAGCCAAUUUGUACAUACGCGAGCAUUAGAUAUUGGCGCGAACACAAAAAACGUCAUCAAGGUGGGCAACUUUAAUAUUAUAUUAUUGACUUUUUAUUUAUGAUUCUAUUUAUAUACAAAAACAAAACAUAACAACAUAUGAGAAAAAUAAUUGAACUCUAUUUUAGAAAAAAUUCGCGCACAGAAAUUCGAUUCAUUAGUUAUAUUAAUGAUGAUUUUUCGAUUUAUACAUUAUAAAUUGCUAAAAUAUAUAUAUAUUUAAACAUAAAAACAGUAACACAUGUCAUAUUAUUUAUUAUUUCUUUUUAUAUUUUUCAUCAUAUAUAAAUAUAUUAUUAUUUCUAAACAUUAAAACUACAAGAAAAAAAUUAGAAACAAAUUAAACUGAUGCUAAAAAAUAAUUUAUUAUUUAUUUUCUUCCGAUACUAAUUCAAA
Messenger RNA from Culicoides brevitarsis, 2012 nucleotides. It is a transcript of the gene Tis11, whose product is annotated as protein TIS11. The transcript is spliced from 3 exons. Gene Ontology annotation, molecular function: mRNA binding; metal ion binding. Lineage: Eukaryota; Metazoa; Arthropoda; Insecta; Diptera; Ceratopogonidae. The record is from RefSeq and is a predicted model, not a curated record. The coding region runs from base 497 to 1579 and encodes 360 amino acids.